Messenger RNA from Myripristis murdjan (pinecone soldierfish), 417 nucleotides. RefSeq names its product GATA zinc finger domain-containing protein 14-like. NCBI's taxonomy places the organism in Eukaryota, Metazoa, Chordata, Actinopteri, Holocentriformes, Holocentridae. The record is from RefSeq and is a predicted model, not a curated record. The transcript has 2 exons. The annotation marks the transcript as partial.
CACAACGGUGGCACCAACAACCACAACAGUAGCACCAACAACAUCAACAGCAGCUCCCGCCACUACAACAGAGGCUCCAACAACCACGACAGCAGCACCAACAACUACAACUGCUGCCCCCAGUACUACCACUGCCGCUCCCACAACAACAACAGCAGCUCCAACAACCACAACAUCAGCAGUACCAACAACUACAACAGCAGUUCCCACAACUAUUUCAGCAGCUCUCACAACCACAACGGUAGCCCCAACAACGACAACAGCAGCAAUGAUUUCACCAGCAACAACAGAAGCAUCCACAGCCAGUGUUUUGACAACUGUGGCUUCUAAUACAGCUUCUGUUACAACUACAUCGAAUACACAGAUAACCACAACCAGUGCCACAACUACGGAAGCGAGUGGUCCCCCACAAAGUGG